Seriola dumerili (greater amberjack) is the source of this 2982-nucleotide messenger RNA. RefSeq names its product chloride voltage-gated channel 1 (gene clcn1b). Gene Ontology annotation, biological process: chloride transport; transmembrane transport. The record is from RefSeq and is a predicted model, not a curated record. Gene Ontology annotation, molecular function: voltage-gated chloride channel activity. The transcript is spliced from 23 exons. Gene Ontology annotation, cellular component: membrane. Lineage: Eukaryota; Metazoa; Chordata; Actinopteri; Carangiformes; Carangidae. Bases 19 to 2982 code for a protein of 987 amino acids.
CAGAGCUGCUGCUGCAUUAUGCUGAAGACAACUGAUGAGGACCAGCUGUACGGAGAGUACAGGGAGCAGCUGGGGAACUUUGCCCGACGGGAAGCAGCCCGUUUGCUAACAGAGAGACAAUGGAGGAGACAGGCAGGGGACAACACCACAGCCUCAGGCCGCAAAGGUCACGGCCGGCGGCAUCAUCAUCAUCAUCAUCAUCAUCAUCAUCAUCAUCAUCACUCUGUGGACUCGCAUCACAGCCACGGCUCAUCAACCAAGAAGCCUCGACCCUACUCCAAAUGCCAAGAUUGUUUGGCUCGUGUGCGGCGGUACAUAGUGACCAAGAUGGGGGAGGACUGGAUUUUCCUAGUUCUUCUGGGACUGACUAUGGCUCUGGUCAGCUGGAGUAUGGACUACGCCAGUGCCAAGAGCCUGCAAGCCUACAAGUGGAUGCAUGGGGAGCUUAAGGGCAAUGUGCCGCUCCAGUACCUCGCCUGGGUUUCGUAUCCUAUGAUCCUUGUCAUGUUCGCCUCGCUCUUCUGUCACCUGGUUUCCCCGCAGGCCAUCGGUUCUGGUAUCCCUGAGCUGAAAACCAUCCUUAGAGGUGUCGUCCUGAAGGAAUAUCUGACCCUGAAAGCCUUCAUAGCUAAAGUCGUCGGCCUGACUGCUGGCCUGGGCAGUGGGAUGCCAGUGGGCAAAGAGGGUCCAUUUGUCCACAUCGCCAGUAUCUGCGCCGCAGUGCUGAGUCGAUUCAUGUCCAUCUUCUCCGGAGUCUAUGAGAACCCUUACGGUUACACAGAUAUUCUGACUGUUGGCUGUGCCGUGGGGGUGGGAUGCUGUUUCGGCACUCCACUAGGAGGGGUGUUGUUCAGUAUUGAGGUCACGUCUACCUACUUUGCGGUGAGGAAUUACUGGCGGGGAUAUUUUGCCGCCACAUUCAGCGCCUUCAUAUUCAGGGUGCUCUCUGUUUGGAACAAGGAUGCUGUCACAAUCACAGCUCUCUUCAAAACUAACUUCAGGAUGGAUUUCCCCUUUGACCUGCAGGAGCUGCCUGCGUUUGCGAUAAUAGGGAUCUCAUGUGGCUUCUUGGGGGCGUUCUUCGUCUACCUGAACAGACAGGUGGUUCUCUUCAUGAGAAGACCGACAGCUCUCACACGCUUCCUUACCAAACAUCGAUUAAUCUAUCCAGGUGCAGUGACACUGAUCAUCGCCACCUUGACGUUUCCUCCUGGAUUUGGACAGUUCAUGGCUGGAGAGCUGAUGCCCAGAGAGUGUAUCAACUCCCUGUUUGAUAAUUUCACCUGGACCAAAAUCUCAGGAUCUCCUGCUCCACCCGGCCUGGGCCGCUCCUCUGCUUGGCUGCAUCCUCGUGUCAGCGUCUUCAUCAUCCUCCUCCUCUUCUUCAUCAUGAAGUUCUGGAUGUCAGCAGUUUCCACCACAAUGCCCAUCCCCUCGGGCGCCUUCAUGCCAGUGUUCAUACUAGGAGCUGCUUUCGGUCGCCUUGUAGGAGAGAUCAUGGCCACUCUAUUCCCAAAUGGAAUCCUGUUUGAUGGGAUAGUCUACCGCAUCCUGCCAGGAGGUUACGCUGUCAUUGGCGCAGCGGCGAUGACGGGAGCCGUCACGCACACAGUUUCCACAGCAGUAAUCUGCUUCGAGCUGACCGGUCAAAUAUCCCACAUCUUACCUAUGAUGGUGGCGGUCAUCCUAGCGAACAUGGUGGCCCAGGGUCUGCAGCCUUCUCUCUAUGACUCCAUCAUCCAGGUGAAGAAGCUGCCCUACCUGCCUGAGCUGGCCCUCGGGCACAUCAGCAAGUAUAACAUCUUUGUGGAAGACAUCAUGGUGCGCAAAGUGAAGUUCUUGUCUUCUCAAUCCACUUUUCGGGAACUGAACCAUCUGCUAGAGACCACGACCCUGAAAACCAUCCCGCUGGUUGACUCUAAAGAAUCCAUGAUUCUUCUGGGCUCCAUCGAGAGAACAGAGCUCCAGGCCGUCUUUGACUGGUGGCUCUCACCAGAGAGGCGAGUCUUUGAAAGAGGUCAGAGUUCACCGGGCCAGGGCUCCAAAGUCAGCUGGGAGUCCUUCACCUUCGUGGAUGAGGAAGGCGGAGAGGAGAGUGCAGACAAGACUGCUCCAGUUCAGGAAGAAUGCAAUGGGCCCAUGCAGUCCCCCAAACCUCAGGAGACCUCCACCAACCACACAGGCUCAGACAAGCGCAAGCUGCCAUCUGUCAGGAGGACCCUUCAGAGACUCUUCUCCUCCACGUCUUCAUCAGGCCAGACUGAAACCCAGCCUCAGGACACCGCACCCCCUCCGCUGACUGACACCAUGGCACCAGAGGAGAUCAAAGCCUGGGAAGAGGCAGAGCUGGACAAGCCAAUAGACAUGGAGCAGAUUCGUAUUGAUCCCUCCCCAUUUCAGCUGGUGGAAAGAACGUCUUUACACAAGACCCACACUCUGUUCUCUCUGCUGGGUCUCAGUCAUGCCUAUGUCACCAGUAUUGGAAAGCUGGUGGGUGUCGUGGCGCUGAAGGAGUUACAGAAGGCUAUAGAGGGCUCAACUCGUAGCGGGGUGAGGCUUCGUCCCCCUCUCGCCAGCUUCAGAGACGCCAGCAGGAAAGCCAAGAAGCACCAGCCUCCCUCAUCUACCCCUUCCUCCCCCACUCGGGACAGAGACCUGUGGGGGGAGGGGAGCAGACAUGAGGGGGAGCUGGUGAGGAAGGAGUCCAAAGAGGAUUGCCGAGGGAAAGCGUCAUCUUCCAGGGGAGCUGCCGGGUGUGACACUGCUGCCUCCUCCCCCAGCAGCUUGGGGAGCUCUCUUGGCAGCUCCACCACCACCACAAGAGGAGGUGAUGGCGCUCCUCAGGAGCUGGCGUCCCCUUCUACCUCCUCCCCUACCUCACCUUCACCCCCUGCCUCCCCUGUGUUACCCACCAGCCCUGUCCUCACGCUAUCCUCCCUGCAGGAGGACAGAGAGAGUUCGGAGUCAGAUGAGCCCAUAUAG